This is a messenger RNA of Scaptodrosophila lebanonensis, 7153 nucleotides long. RefSeq lists its product as uncharacterized. The transcript is spliced from 2 exons. The record is from RefSeq and is a predicted model, not a curated record. NCBI's taxonomy places the organism in Eukaryota, Metazoa, Arthropoda, Insecta, Diptera, Drosophilidae. The coding region runs from base 1707 to 6815 and encodes 1702 amino acids. Gene Ontology annotation, molecular function: aspartic-type endopeptidase activity; nucleic acid binding. Gene Ontology annotation, biological process: proteolysis; DNA integration.
UCAACCAGUGCAGCAACAACAACAAAAGAAAAAACGUCAAUAGUAAAUUAAAUUGUUUUUUUUUCUGAAAAUGUAUUUUGUGCAAACGGCGAGACAUGUACGAACACAUGCACUUGCUCUAUGAGCGAGUCAGUGUGCGUCUGGGUGUAUGUGUAAAAUUUAUACAACCCACACCCAAAAGCGCAGCAAGAAACUGCGAGAGUAACAGCAACAGCAACAACUACAAUAACAAAAACAACUCGUUCGUCGCUAGUUUUUACAACUCACUCGCUAGUUGUACAUUUUUGUAUAUAUGUAUGUGUACGUUUCUGCUAUCGUGGGUCGUCGUCGCUUCGGUCGUUCGGUGAGUGGGUCGCUCGUUUCGUUGUCUCGACGCCAUCGUCGUCGCCGUCAUCGUCGAAGCAACGGCCGCAGCAGCUGAGAAUGUGUAAUGGCUAUUGUUGUUGGUGUAGCUGCUGCCUAUUAUUGUUGUAGCUGGCAAAUCUAUGUACGGCAGCAUAAUUAGACAGACGCACAGUGGCUUCAAUGUUCAAUUUAGUUAAACAAAACUGCGACAACUUCAUUUAUUCGCUGUACGCUUUGUUGACGCCGAAAGCUGAUAUAAGUUAAAGUUACAUUAAUUCCUCAUGGCCGGGAGAAUAUUUAUGUAAAUACCUUGUUAUAAUUAGUAGUAUUGUAAACAGAAUUGAAUUACUCAACCGAUAUUUCGUGGUUUAUGUAAAUAGCUGAAUGAUAAGAAACCCACAAAUGUAAUUGAAAUGUAGCAGAUAUCGAAUGAAUUUGAGGUAUCGAUUGUGUGCAUAAAAAAGACACACGCCCACCCCUAGGCUAAGCACAUUAUUAUAAUAAAAUUCGUUUUCCGACUUAGUCGAGUCAGCAGCCAUUCGGUUUUUUAUUGCGAGAUUUUUCGAUCCGCACCUGACUCAGAAGUUGCGGAAUCAUUUGGCGCCCGAGCAGGGACUUCUUGGACAAAGUUCUAACCCGAUUGGAGCUCAUUGUUGGAGCUCUAACAUAUUUGGACAUAUAUCAGCCUGGAGAUUGGAUGCUGGUGCACAUUGGAGUGCAGCUUCAACUCUAACAUUCGACUGUGAGUAGUUUUCUGCAUGGUGCUCCUAGUAUUUUUGCACGGCAUAUACAUAUUCUCAGUUUGAUGUGUUGACUAUUCAAAUAUUGUAAGUAAAAUAUAAUUGAAAUAUUUACGCGGCAUACAGUGGUACAUUGGUGAGACACGUGUUGUGAAAAAUUCGCGAAGAGGUUAAUUCAUAUACAUAUGCUGUACAUACAUACAUAUAUAUGUAUGUAUACGUAAAUGCAAGCGGCAACUACUUACCGUUUAACCUUGAAUUGAUUUUGAGUGCACAUGUACUGAGAGCAUCAAAAGUAAGGCAACGAAAUUCUUGCUGUUCUUCUUGAGAAACAGUUAGAAUAGCUGAAGCUGUUGCUGCUCUCAAACAUUGUUGUUGUUGUUGGCGUAGAUAGGAGUUGUUGCGGUAUAAUUAAACGCACAUAAAUACAUACCUACACGAACAUUAAAUUUGGUCAUAUAUUCGUCUGUAGGCUCGUACAGUUGGUACAGUGGGACUAAUUCGUUGUUUGUUUGUAUAAAAAAGUCAAAAUUUCUAGUGGCUCCUAUUAAUCUGGUUAAGAUUAUAAUAAUAUUAAUAUUAACUAAUAUUAUUAUUGAGGGGUAAUUGAAUAAAAAUAAAAUGGCUCCAAAAAGAAACAUGAAAGAAAUGGAGUUUUAUUCUUCGCGCGAAAGUUUAAUGAAUUCUCUUAAUCGUAAUAAAGAUUAUGUUAUAAACAAUUGCCAGUCAAUGACUGCAGCAGAGCUAGAGGCGCGCUUGAGCUUAGUUGAAUCAAUUUUCACGCAAUUAUGUGACAUCCAGAGCCAAGUUGAGACAAAAAUUGAAGAUGCCAGCCAAUACGAAACACGUCAAGUUAUAGAAGAUAUGUAUUGUGAUAUAAAGGCGAAGAUUUUAAGCUACUUGACACAAAGGGGGCGUCAUUCAGUAAUCGGAACAGAUCCAUCGGCCAAUUCAACAUUGCUAAAUGGUGCUGCAGUUUCCCGAGUAGGUAAAUUGCCAAUGUUGAAGCUGCCAGAAUUCUCUGGCAAAUAUACAGAGUGGACUAGUUGGUACAACGCAUUCACUACCUUGAUUGAGGCAGACCAUGACAUUGAUGAGCUGUCAAAGUUUAUUCAUUUGAAGUCAUGUCUAAGCGCUGUCCCAUUGAGAACUAUAGAGUGCUUGGAAUUAUCUGCAGUCAACUAUAGGAAGGCCUUACAGUUACUUAGGGAUCGUUUUGAAAAUAAAGCUAUUAUCGUACAAUCGCAUGUGAGUGAGCUAUUCAAUAUUCGUCGACUUAAGAAUGCAGACGCAGAGUCACUUGGCAGUUUGGUAGAUGCAGUGAAUUCGCAACUUGUAGCCCUUCGAUCUCUAGGCAAUGAAGGGGAAAUUCUUGAGGCCCUCGUGUUCCAUUUGGUUCGUAGCAAGUUGGACGAUGAAACACUAGAGAAGUGGGAGAGCGAAUAUGAUUGCGCCAAGCUACCUUCUUGGCAGCUGCUAGCACAAUUCUUAUGCAAUAGAGGAAUUAAUCUAGCCGGGCGAGAAGUCAGAAAGGCAGUCAUUGCCAAAUCAAAUGCUAAGGGUGACAGCAAAAGGGCCAGUCUAACUGCUGCAUUGGGAAAUACUGCAACUAACUUGUGUUAUAGUUGUUCGAGUUCACAUCACUUGAAGAUGUGCCCAAAGUUUAAGUCAUUGUCACCGUUGCAAAGAUAUUACGAAGUUAAAAAAUUUGGAAUAUGUCUUGUCUGUUUUAGUAAGCGUCAUCAAACAAAGGAUUGCAGCGCGCAGCGUUGUUCGGCUUGUAACAAGCCACAUCAUGAGUUGCUUCAUAGAUCAGCAAUGGAAGUGGAAGGUUCAAGCAAUUGUCCUGUCAGUAGGCAAGCUAAUCCUAGCUCACUGCAUAGUGCGAUACUGCCAAGUCGGACAACAAGCUUUUUGGCAACGGCGGUAGUUCUUGUGCAGAAUUCGAACGGUAAAUAUUCGCAAUGCAGAUGCGUACUAGAUUCAGGUAGUCAGUUGAAUUUCAUAACCACCAGUUUGGCAUCACAGUUGAAACUCAAUAUAAAGGAUGUUCAAUACUCGCUAAAUGGAAUAGGAAAUGCCAAGUCGAGAAUUUUAGGUGAAGUUCAGACUACCAUCAAGUCCAGGGCAACAAAUUUCGUAGCUACAGACAAGUUCAGUGUAUUGCAGGAAAUAACGCGAUACAAUCCGGCAACAAGCGCGUCAGCAGAAGGCUUUUUCGUGCCAUCAAAAGUAAAGCUGGCAGAUCCCUUCUUCGAUUCAGCUAAUGAAAUAUCUAUGCUGCUCGGAGUUAAUUUGUUCUUUAAGCUUAUCGUAGCAGGCCAAAUUAAAAUGGGCAUCAAUAAGCCAUUACUUCAAAAAUCUCUUUUAGGUUGGAUUGUUGUAGGUGAAUGUAUAACAAGUGAAAGGAAUGCAUUAAUUGUUAGUCGAGUACCAAGUUCCGACCAAGAGGAUACAAGAAAACUGCACAAGUUGGUGCAAAGAUUUUGGCAGUGUGAAGAGAUUUCACAGCCAGAAAACAGGUAUACAGAGGCUGAGCAGACGUGCGAAACGCAGUUUGUCUCAUCUGUGAGAAGGACAGCUGCUAAUAGGUUCGUGGUACGUCUGCCCUUUAAAGUACCCAAAGAGGAAUUAGGAGAGUCUUAUAGUAUUGCUCUCACCAGGUUUUUGAACCUUGAAAGAAAACUCAUUCGUAAUCCAGAACUCAAAAGGAGUUACACAGAAUUCAUAGAAGAAUAUCGGAUGCUGGAUCAUUUAGAGGAGGUAGGGUCUGAACAGGUACAGAAUGUUAGAUACGUGAUGCCUCACCACCCAGUAAUUCGACCAGAAAGCUCAACGACUAAAUUAAGAGUCGUAUUUGAUGCUUCAUGCAAGACGAGCAAUGGGCUCUCAUUGAACGAUAUCAUGUUAGUAGGCCCUACCUUGCAGCCGGACUUAUUCGAUAUACUCACUCGUUUCCGGUUCUACAAGUAUGCGCUUACAGCUGACAUCUCAAAGAUGUAUAGACAAAUCUUAGUAGAAUCUGGUGACUGUAAUUAUCAGUGUAUUUUGUGGCGACAAGAGCGUACUGAAGCUGCAAAGACGCUGCGGCUGAAAACUGUAACAUACGGUACAAAUUCAGCACCAUUCCUGGCAGUUCGCUGCUUAUAUUAUUUAGCUGAGCAGGCUGGUCAUCAAUAUCCUUUAGCUAGUGAAGCAGUGAAGCGCAACUUUUACAUGGACGAUAUGCUCUGCGGGGCUGACUCCAUUAAUGAGCUAAAAGAGUUAAAACAGCAAGUGACAGAGUUGUUAAAGUUAGGGCGAUUUGAACUUCAUAAAUGGCGCUCUAAUUUCAAAUUUGCCUCUCAUGAUGAGAGCACCGAGCCGUUGGAACUUAAAGUUACCGACGCUGCAAAAACGCUUGGGAUACGUUGGGCGUCGACUAGUGACAAGUUCCAAUUCGCUUACGGUGCGCAGUGCUCGGACGCGGUCACUAAGCGCGUAGUAUUAUCGGAGCUAGCGCAAUUAUUUGACCCGCUUGGGUUUUUGAGCCCCAUUAUUAUAUUAGGUAAAGUUUUCAUGCAAGAGUUAUGGCUAUUGAAGCAGGGUUGGGACGAGGAUUUGCCACCCAGUCAUGCCAUACAGUGGAAAAAAUAUCGUAGCGAGUUAAAACUCAUACACGAAUGUUCGUUGCCUCGAGCUGUCAUCCCAAAUUCAGGGGAAGUAGACACGGUUGAGUUUUAUGGAUUUUCGGAUGCGUCCUGCCGUGCCUUUGGGGCAGCCAUAUACGCUCGGGUUAUAGACAAGCUAGGAACCAUAUCUGUCAAUUUGGUGGCGGCAAAAUCCAAGGUAGCACCAGUUCGUGUCACAUCGCUACCUCGUUUAGAACUUGAGGGCGCCAGACUUUUGGUCCAGCUGAUGGCCAAGGUUAAGAAGUGUGUUCCUAGAUAUGUUUCUAGCGUCAGCCGAUGGACCACCUUUGUUGCAAAUAGGGUCGCUUUAAUCCACGAAUUAUCUAGUAUAGAUGAAUGGUUUAAGAUAGAAUCGAAACUUAACCCAGCAGACAUAGUGUCUCGUGGUCUGCAUACAAGCGAAUUGAGAAACUCGUCGCUGUGGUGGAAAGGUCCUAAAUUCUUGCAGCAGCCAGAAGAUCAGUGGCCCGCGGUGCAUUGGAAUCGCUCUGAUUCACUUCCCGAGCAACGUAAUUCUAAAUUCACAUUAGUAGCCAGUCCCCAAAGGCUUGUGGAGGAUAUCGUUAGCAAAUGUAAAUAUGCAAGAGAUUUUGUUAAGUUGACUCGCGUGUUUGGCUAUAUUUGUCGCUGGCGUCGGGUCAUAUCAAAAAUUGAAUUAGCUAAAUCCAAGCCGCUGACAGCCUCUGAAGUAAAGGGUGGAUUAAACUACAUAAUAUUUAAUUUGCAAAGUUUGAGUUUUCACGAAGAGAUCGUAAAAUUGCACGAUGGCAAGCCUAUUCGAUCCGCGAAAAUACAAGCGCUCAAUCCGUUCCUAGACGUAAUUGACGGGAUAGAAAUUAUUCGGGUAGGUGGCAGGUUGUCUCAAGCUAAUGUACCAUUUGACACAAAGCACCCAAUUUUAUUGCCGAAUAAUCAUAUUGUUAUAACCGCUUUAUUUGAGUACACACAUCGAACUAAUAUGCAUGCCGGAGCGCAUGCAUUAUGCGCUUUUGUGCGACAAAGGUACUGGGUCAUUAAUGCUCGAAAGCUAGCUCGCAAGACAGUGCGGAGUUGCUUGGCAUGCUUUCGCCAGCGCCCAGUAGCGGCAAACCAGAUUAUGGGCUCGCUGCCAGCGAGCAGAGUACAAACGGGUGUGAAUCCGUUUCAACGAGCAGGAUUGGAUUUCGCCGGCCCGUUUUGGAUGCAUUUCCACCAGAGAGGACGACGUCCAACCAAGAUGUAUAUGUGUGUCUUUGUAUGCUUCCUGACAAAGGCUUGCCAUCUGGAGCUCGUGUCGGACCUUAGCACAAAUGCAUUUAUUGCCGCCCUCAAACGUUUUUUUGCGCGCCGUGGACUCAGCGCAGAGCUAUUUUGCGACAACGCCACAAAUUUUGUUGGCGCAGCUCGUGAAGUAAAAGAGCUGACUGAUCGUAUGUGGAACGAAACUGGCAAACGUCGAAUCGAAAACCAAUGCAGCAGCCUCGGGGUUCAAUUUCAUUUUAUACCCCCUCGCUCGCCCCAUUUUGGAGGGCUUUGGGAAAGCGCUGUGAAGGUGGCUAAGCAGCUGUUGGUGCGGUGCUUUAAUGGAACGGCGCUCGACUAUGAGGAACUCGCCACGGCCAUUGCACAAGCUGAAGCCGUUAUGAAUUCGCGGCCACUCUGUCCAUUGUCUUCAGACCCAAAUGACUUGGAAGCCUUAACGCCAGGUCAUUUCUUAAUCGGACGUCCGUUAAACGCUAUGACCGAAGCGUGCGAUGAGGAUAUUCUGAAAUUAUCAGUAACGAAUCGAUGGAAGAGAAUCGUAGCGGUGCAUCACUCAUUCUGGCGACGCUGGUCGCUGGAGUAUUUAACUUUAUUGCAAGAAAGAAGAAAAUGGGCAUCGACGUGCAACAAUCUACAACGCGGGACCUUGGUUCUUAUUGGAGAAGACAAUACUCCCCCAGGACAAUGGGUACUGGGUCGAAUCCAAGAAGUUCAUCCUGGCGCUGACGGAGCUGUUCGGGUCGUCACGGUGAAAACAAAGGCGGGAUUGUUUAAGCGGAAUAUACACAAGCUUUGCCCACUACCGAUAUCAGACUGACGAGAUGAUUGUUGGAAGGAGCUUCCAAGGCCGGGAGUAUGUUGACGCCGAAAGCUGAUAUAAGUUAAAGUUACAUUAAUUCCUCAUGGCCGGGAGAAUAUUUAUGUAAAUACCUUGUUAUAAUUAGUAGUAUUGUAAACAGAAUUGAAUUACUCAACCGAUAUUUCGUGGUUUAUGUAAAUAGCUGAAUGAUAAGAAACCCACAAAUGUAAUUGAAAUGUAGCAGAUAUCGAAUGAAUUUGAGGUAUCGAUUGUGUGCAUAAAAAAGACACACGCCCACCCCUAGGCUAAGCACAUUAUUAUAAUAAAAUUCGUUUUCCGACUUAGUCGAGUCAGCA